Molecule: messenger RNA, 990 nt
Organism: Lachnellula hyalina
Lineage: Eukaryota; Fungi; Ascomycota; Leotiomycetes; Helotiales; Lachnaceae
Gene: lga1
Product: L-threo-3-deoxy-hexylosonate aldolase
Exons: 1
Coding region: 1-990 (329 amino acids)
Molecular function (GO): 4-hydroxy-tetrahydrodipicolinate synthase activity
Source: RefSeq, a predicted model, not a curated record
AUGGCAGACUUGAAUGGGGUUAAUGGCUCCAACGGCCACACGAGCACACGCCGGCCCCUCCUCCCAGGCAUCUACGCCCCAACAAUGACAUUCUUCGACCCCACCACCGAAGAUCUCGAUAUCCCCACCAUCAAACGCCAUGCCAUCCGUCUCGCAGAAGCCGGUCUCGUCGGUCUCGUAACCAUGGGUUCCAACGGCGAAGCAGUGCACUGCUCCUCGUCCGAAAAAGCAGCCGUAACACGUGCGACCCGCGAGGCCCUCGAUUCUGCCGGCUUCACCCAAGUCCCCAUCAUCGUCGGUGCCACCGAAGGCUCUGUCCGCGGCACCAUUUCCCUGAUUGAAGAGAGUAGACAGGCUGGCGGCGAAUACGUGCUCUUACUCCCGCCGAGCUAUUUCCGCGGCCUGAUGGACGAAGAGUCCGUGUACAAUUACUUCAUCGCCGUAGCAGACGGCGCCAGCUUACCCAUUAUCCUAUACAACUACCCCGGUGCCGUAGCCGGCAUCGACAUGGACUCAGAUUUGCUCAUCCGCCUGGCGAAACACCCCAAUAUCAUCGGCACGAAGUUCACGUGCGGCAACACGGGAAAGCUGACCCGCGUUGCGCUGGCCACGGAUGCCAAAACGCCGUUUGCUGAAGGCUCGGGCUACAUGGCGUUUGGUGGGAUGUGUGACUUCACUGCGCAGACGUUGGUCAGUGGCGGGAGUGGCAUUAUCGCAGGCGGCGCGAAUGUGAUGCCAAAGACGUGUGUGAAGGUCUGGGAUCUGUAUAGUAAGGGGAAGAAAGAGGAGGCCUUCGCGAUGCAGAAGGUGCUGAGUAAGGGGGAUUGGGUGCUUACCAAGGCGGCGAUUGCAGGGACCAAGAGCGCGAUUCAGAGUUAUUAUGGCUAUGGGGGACGCCCAAGACGGCCGUUGAAGAGUUUGGAUGAGGUGAAGGUUAGUGCUAUCAAGGGGGGGAUUGAAGAGGUUAUGAAGUUGGAGUUGAGUUUAUAG